Messenger RNA from Lathyrus sativus (Indian pea), 279 nucleotides. The record is from the annotation of a GenBank genome assembly. Lineage: Eukaryota; Viridiplantae; Streptophyta; Magnoliopsida; Fabales; Fabaceae.
AUGCAUUCAGCUGUUGGCAUCUUGACAGCAAGAGGAAGUAUGACAUCUCAUGCUGCUGUUGUAGCUCGUGGAUGGGGAAAGUGUUGUGUGUCUGGUUGCACCUCUAUUAAAGUAAAUGAUGAUGAAAAGGCUGAAGAAUUAGCUGCAGCUAUGGUAACAAUCAAGGCACAGCCUGCCCAAACUGAUAACGAUGAUGCAAACCUAAAUUCUCAAGCCUCCAACAAUUGUUAUGUUCUGAAAUUUGGCGGUGAUUACCGCGAGAUAUACCAAGCACCAUAG